Candoia aspera is the source of this 1331-nucleotide messenger RNA. Its product is annotated as galectin-4-like. The coding region runs from base 84 to 1193 and encodes 369 amino acids. Gene Ontology annotation, molecular function: carbohydrate binding. NCBI's taxonomy places the organism in Eukaryota, Metazoa, Chordata, Lepidosauria, Squamata, Candoiidae. The transcript is spliced from 9 exons. The record is from RefSeq and is a predicted model, not a curated record.
UGGGUGGGAAUUCUGGAACUUGCAGUCCAACACGUUAGACGCACCAGGUCCAGGAGACACUGAGGUGGCAGUGCAGUUGGUGAAUGGUGUGGCCUCUACCUGUCAAGACAGGUGGGCUGGUGCCAACUCCCCUGUGCUCCACCCUUUCCUCCUUGCCCUAUAAAAGCAACACAUUCAGUUGCUUCGGCCCUUGCGUCGGUGUUCAGUCUGGACCGGCAGCUCUAAAGGACCGUAGCGUCAGCAUGGCUUACAUCCCAGCGCCCGGCUACAUGCCAGUUUAUAACCCGACCCUCCCAUAUAAUCAGCCUGUCCCCGGUGGACUCCGUCCUGGGAUGUCUGUAUAUCUGCAAGGCAUGGUGCCCAAACAUACCAACAGAUUCCGGGUGAACUUUGCCUGUGGCCAGCACGAGGGGGCUGACGUUGCCUUCCACUUCAACCCUCGCUUUGAUGGGCGGGACAAAAUUGUGCUCAACACGUUUCAGGGUGGCGCGUGGGGGAAGGAAGAGCAUCACGGGAUGCCCUUCCAAAAGGGCCAGCAUUUCGAGGUCAUCUUCAUUGUCAAUGAUGCAGGAUACCAGAUCCUGGUGAACAGGAACCCCUUCUGCAGCUACGGGCACAGGAUCCCCCCUCAGCGCGUGCAGGUUGUGAGUGCCGAUGGAGACCUGGAGUUGCAGUCUCUGACCGUGAUGGGGGGACCAAUGAUGGGGAACAUGGGAAACAUGGGCAUGAUGCCGAACCCUGGAUAUGGGCCACCACAAAAUCUUCCUAUGAUGAUGGCCCCUGCAGACUACCACCCGCCGGUGCCCUACACGGGCAACAUCCUUGGAGGUCUGGGAGCCAAGAGGACAAUCGUGGUCCGAGGCUUCAUUCCAGUGAACGCAAACAGGUUCAAGAUCAAUUUUAUGGCCGGGCAGGAUAUCGUUCUGCACAUUAAUCCACGCAUGGAUGAGAGAGCCGUGGUGCGCAACAGCUUCCUGAAUGGCUGCUGGGGAGCUGAGGAACGGGACCUGCCCUUUAACCCUUUCCAACCCGGGCAGUACUUUGAUCUCUCAAUCCGCUGCGGCAAUCACCGGUUCAAGGUUUACAUCAACGGCCAGCCCUUCUUCAACUACGCCCAUCGUUACCGCAAUUUUGCACAGGUCAACACCCUCCAGAUUGACGGCGAUGUGGUCCUUUCCUACAUCCAGUGCUAAGCAUAGGGGCAGGGUCAGAGAGCAGCACUGGCACAGACCCCCAUUUCUCUUUCUCUCGAGGUCUGCCAGGACACGCAGAGUCCUGCUUGACUGGAGCGGCCUACAAGCUCCAGUAAAUCAAUCAGUCAAUCAAUCAAU